This is a messenger RNA of Rhagoletis zephyria (snowberry fruit fly), 2036 nucleotides long. It is a transcript of the gene Hgsnat, whose product is annotated as Heparan-alpha-glucosaminide N-acetyltransferase. The record is from RefSeq and is a predicted model, not a curated record. Lineage: Eukaryota; Metazoa; Arthropoda; Insecta; Diptera; Tephritidae.
CUUUGACAGCUCGUUGUGCUUCUACAUACAUAAAUAAAUAAAUACAUAUUUGUUGAUAUUUCGGGCUAAACAGUGCUACAUUUGACACAAAAUUUAGGUACUCAGCACGCGAUAAAGUUCUUAGUAACACAUCAUGUCUCAAUUCGUGGAAUAUAUUGAGCCACUUUGGCGUGGCUUAAAUAUGCGAGAACUGAAGGUCGAUGAAGCCUACAUGGUAGUUAAGUCUCAUUACGAAAAGCCAGCUUAUCUUUACAGUCGUUCGGAUGAAUGUUAUACGUGUUCCUACAGCUAUGUGAAAUCAAUGCAAAAUUUUACGUUUAAAUUAAAUGUGGCAAGAGGUUGGGAAUUUAAAGUGUUUGGCAAAGAUGUGGAGCCGACGACCAACAAUGAUAUGCAAUGCAAUGACACGAUUUGCGACAGUGUUUGCAAAUUGUAUUCGCCCGCGACAAUGCUGCAAGAGUUUGGAGUCUAUAAUUUUACGCUACGAGCAAAUGGUAGCUGCGAGCUUAUAACAGACAAGACAGGCGUUAAUGUGAAUUUGUCGCUCGCAUCGGUGUUUCUUUUAGUCACUAUGUUGUUGACGGUUAUACGCACAUCCUGGUGUGUCUGGCGUUCGUACACCUUCAUCCCGGAGCAGGAAGCUGGCGCUAAUGUUAUGCCUGAGCAGCCGAGUAAACGAAUGCGUAGCCUAGAUGCUUUUCGAGGCAUGGCCAUAGUAUUGAUGAUAUUUGUCAAUAGCGGUGGUGGUGGUUAUUGGUGGAUCGAACAUACACCAUGGAAUGGUCUGCACUUGGCUGAUGUAGUUUUCCCCUCAUUCCUUUGGAUAAUGGGAGUUUGUAUACCGAUUUCGGUGAAGUCGCAAGUGGCUCGAGGUACGCCAAAGACUAGUAUAUGUAGGCGAAUUGUUUGGCGUUCGUUUAAGUUAUUCGUCAUAGGCAUAUGCCUCAACUCCAUAAAUGGUCCACAAAUGAAAGAUCUACGCAUAAUGGGCGUGCUACAACGUUUUGCUGUUGCCUAUCUUUUUUGCGGCUUGGUUCACACUCUAUUUGUUCAAAAGGAGUUCGUAAUGCCGCAGAUUGCUUGGAAGCGUGCCUUGUGUGAUGUUCUUUUAUUGCGAGCAGAAUUUUUAGUAAUGAUCUCGCUCAUUGCGAUUUAUUUGGGUCUGAUAUUUGGGCUUCCCGUACCUAACUGUCCCACCGGUUACUUGGGUCCUGGCGGCAAACACGCUCUGGCAAAUUAUCCCAAUUGCACGGGUGGCGCCACUGGCUAUAUUGAUCGUCUGAUUUUAGGCAAUGCACACAUCUAUCAGCAUCCGACCGCAAAGUAUGUGUACGGCGCUCAGGCAUUUGAUCCGGAAGGAGUUUUUGGUUGCCUUUUGACUGUGGCUCAGACCUUUUUAGGCGUGCUCGCUGGCGUUAUUAUUUUGGUUCAUACUAACUGGAGUGCACGUAUUAAACGUUGGCUCUACUGGUCUAUUGGAUUAGCUCUGCUGGGUGGCACACUUUGUUUUUUCUCUAUAGAAGACGGUCCUAUACCAAUUAAUAAAAACCUCUGGUCUCUUUCUUUUGUUUUGGUCACCUCUGGAUUGGCCUUCUUUGUGCUCAGCUUACUCUAUUUCGUUAUUGAUGUGCAACGUUGGUGGACUGGCUAUCCAUUCGUGCAGUCCGGCAAGAAUGCCAUUAUAAUGUAUGUGGGUCACACCGUGAUGCAUAAAAUGUUGCCAUGGCAUUGGCGCAUUGGACCAAUGAAUACUCAUUUUGUGCUCUUGCUUGAAUCCACAUGGAAUACUUUGCUUUGGGUUGCUAUUGCAUUGUAUUUAGAUUCGAUAAAAUUUUACUACAGCUUAUAAAAGAACAAAAAUUAAAAAAAAAAGGAAUAAUGCAAUGUGAGAGCAAUAGUUUGAGGUAUUUUAAAUUUAAGAAUUCCCGAAAAUGUUGUAAUAUAUAUGUAUAAUACAAUCAAAAAAGAAAUGCAUAAUUUUACAUAGUCAUAUAUUAUAUAGUUAGAUAAGAUUGUAACAGUAAAUUUACCUUAAA